Eublepharis macularius is the source of this 1179-nucleotide messenger RNA. RefSeq names its product phospholipid phosphatase related 2 (gene PLPPR2). Lineage: Eukaryota; Metazoa; Chordata; Lepidosauria; Squamata; Eublepharidae. Gene Ontology annotation, molecular function: phosphatidate phosphatase activity. Gene Ontology annotation, biological process: phospholipid dephosphorylation; phospholipid metabolic process; signal transduction. The coding region runs from base 1 to 1179 and encodes 392 amino acids. The record is from RefSeq and is a predicted model, not a curated record. The transcript has 8 exons.
AUGGCUGGUGGGAAGCAGGAGCUCAAGAGAAGCAGAUCCAUCGUCCCCUGCUUUGUGCUGGUGGAGCUGGUGAUCCUGGCAGGCACCGUUGUCCUGGCCUACCACUUUGAAUACACGGACACUUUCCCAGUGCACCUCCAAGGCUUCUUCUGCUACGACAGUGCCUACGCCAAGCCCUAUCCUGGCCCAGAGGAUGCCAGCAAGGCGCCGCCGGUCCUGGUCUACUCUCUCGUCACUGCAGUGCCCACUGCAAUGAUUCUUGUGGGAGAACUGGCUGCCUGCUUCCUCCAGCCAGAAACACACCAGGAGAAGACAAUUGUCUCGGGCGAGUGCUGUUAUUUCAACCCCCUUCUACGCCGCAUCAUCCGCUUCUUAGGCAUCUAUUCCUUCGGACUCUUCACCACCACCAUCUUCGCCAACGCGGGCCAGGCGGUGACCGGCAAUCAGACGCCGCAUUUCCUCUCUGUGUGUCGCCCCAACUACACUGCCCUGGGUUGCCAGCCCCCACCAGGGACCCUGUACAUCACAGACAAGGCUGCCUGCACUGGGAGUCCUGCCUUGGUUGCUGCUGCCCGCAAGGCCUUCCCCUCCAAGGAUGCCGCACUUAGUGCCUACUCAGCAACCUACACGUUGAUGUACGUGACGCUCGUCCUGCAGCUGAAGGGCUCCCGCUUGGCCAAGCCCUCCAUAUGUCUGGCCCUUUUGUGCCCUGCUUUCCUUGUGGGGGUGGUUCGUGUGGCUGAGUACCGGAACCACUGGUCUGAUGUGCUGGCGGGCUUCCUCACAGGUGGGGCCAUUGCUGUCUUCCUGGUGAGUUGUGUGGUCAACUAUUUCCAGAGCACUCCGCCUUCCUCCCAGCCGCUUCUCUCCCCUGAGAGCCUGGCCAGCGUCCCUGUGGUGGACUUGCCCUGCGUUGACAGUUCCCUGGAAAAACUGAGCAUGGCUCAGCAGGUGAGGGACCACCCAGAAGAACAGGAGUUUUCUACGCUACUCUCAAGAGAUCUGGAAAGGCAGCUGGCACGAUCUCUCCACCUGGGAGUGCCCAGCGGUGCAGCACUGGCCCACCCCUACGAAAUCACAGAGCUGUGCAUGCAGAGGUCACCUGACCCUCAGCUGUGUCUCUUCCCCACCACCCCAGAUGUCCUUAUUCCUUCCCGGUCGGUCACCAGUGAGGUCUGA